Molecule: messenger RNA, 6189 nt
Organism: Tetrahymena thermophila SB210
Lineage: Eukaryota; Ciliophora; Oligohymenophorea; Hymenostomatida; Tetrahymenidae
Product: WD domain, G-beta repeat protein
Exons: 11
Molecular function (GO): protein binding
Source: RefSeq, a predicted model, not a curated record
AUGUUAGAAUAGCAAUCCCUCAAAUUGCUUUAAGAAAAGAGAAAACAGUCUAUUCUUGUUGAUCAUAAAACGAAUUUAGUUGUUUAGCAAGCUGAUAAUUAAGUUGAUUCUUAACAAUAUAAUUCAAUAAAUGAGGAAGAUUUGCAUCAAUAAAGCUAGGAUUUUGAUCAUAACAAUAUACAAAAAUUAAAAUUAUUUUAAAAUGUAAACAACAAGUUAAUGAGUUAAAUGUCUUUCGGAUCUAAAUAAGAGUUAGCUCGAGAUUUGCUACAAAGCAUAGUUAAAGCAACUGAUAGCAAUGGAUAUUUACUUUAAAAGAAAUACAAUAUUGAAUAUAUACGAUAAGUUUUAUAAAGAGAUUUAAUAAGUUUUGAGAUGACCUAUGAAAAAUUUGUUUUAGAAAAUGGAUAAAUAACUAAGGGAGUGAAUUUGGUUGAUUUUAUUUUUAUCAUAGUCAAAUUAGUCGACACUCCUUCUUAUGAAUCUCUAUACUUAAUUAAUGCUAUAAUUGAUUUUUUCGAAGCUGUUACUUAAGUAGAAAAAACAGACUCUCGUAAAUUUUAAAUUGAAGAGAAAGUGAUAAAGCAGUCUAAAAAUUACAUUAAGUUACCAGAUAUAACACUCUUUUUAUGUGAGCACCAUCCUUUUAAUGAAUAGAUUUUACCUCAAGGUAUCAAAAUCCCUACAAAAUCUUUACCCAUUCCUAAAAAAUUUGGCAAUUCAACAACUUAAAGAACAAUUAGAGAAAUUGACAUAAAUGCACCAGUAAUAUUUCGUGACUCGAAUGAGUCAAUAUACAGAUUAAAUAAAGAUAAAAUUCAUAUAGAUAGCGUUCAUCAUAAUAAUAAUUUAAUUAUGAAAAGCAUAUAUGCUUAUGAGCUUAAAAAAGUAAUUGUAUCAGAUUAAUAUAGUGAUACCUUUAUUGUAUAUGAUGGUAACUGUAAAAUGGAUUUUAAAUUUAGGCCAACAAGUCAACAUCUAAGAGGUCAAGUUUGCAUUGAUUUUUUUUGGUCUGAAAAGUAAAUGAGAAUAGGAAGUGUUUUUAGAGAUAACUUUUUAGCCUUUUGGGAUUCUAAUGAUAAUUUUUAAUUUGAAAAAUCCUUUAACAUCGGCGAAAGUAUCCUUGAAGAACAGUCAAAAAUUUGGUACAUAUCUUGCAUAGACAAAUGGAUUACUAGUGAUAACAACAAAUCAAUUAAUUUUUGGAACCUUGAAAAAGAAGAAGUAACGAGUUCAAUUACAUCCUAAUUGUUCUAAAAAGGAAUAAUAGCUGUCUUAGAAAUUGAAUAUCUCAAAGUUGUUGCUAUCGGUUCUAGUGAUAAUUAUGUUUCUAUAUGGGAUUUCUUAGGCUAAAAGCUUUUGUUCUAGAUUAAUGUAAGCCAUGCACACUUAAAUAUUAUGAGCUAUUUUUAGACCUACUAAGUUAUUUUGACAGGAGGAUAUGAUAAUUAAAUUUGCAUUUAUGAGUUUCAUCCUACUUAUAAUGAUGCUAAUAAGGUAGGUGAGCUCUAAGGUCAUAUGUCAAUUGUAACAGCAUUUAAAGGUAUUGAAGGAACACCUAUGAUUGUAAGCUCAGAUGAUAAAUAUAAUGUAAAAAUAUGGGAUAUAAGAACUACAAAUUGCAUUCAAAGCAUAGACAUAGAUUUAAGAAAUCCUAUUAAGUAAAUACAUGCCACCAUGGAUAGAGUAUUUUUUUAGAGCUCGCGUGUUACUUCUUUUGAAUUUGAUAUAGAUAUUUAGCAAAAGAUGGAAAUUAAGAAGAAAGCAAAAGCAUAGAAUAGCUUAUAAAUUUUAGCAGAAGGAUAUUAGCCACUUGGAACUUUUUUAAACAUCAAAAAGUAAGAACUGAUUGUGUGUACAACAAGAGAUGUUAGGUUCUUCGAUAUUUUAAAUGGAAAGAUUAAGAAGAUUAUUGCAAGCUUAAGCGAAAACUAAGAAGAUCAUAUUACAAACUUCUAAAUUUUAGAUUCUUGCCAAAAGAUAUUAGUAUCUACUUAGAAAGGUAUGUUGAGGAUACACGACCUAAAAAAUGGUGAGUUACUUUCAGAAAUAUCAGCUCAUACGAAUGAAAUAACAGGUUUAAAAAUGGAUUACUUAAAUAAAUUACUUAUCACAACUUCUUCUGAUAGCUCUAUUUUGAUAUAAAAAAUCAACCCUAAGUUGUAAUCCUAAAAGUACAGAGAAGUGCUCAAUAGCCACUAUGGAUAAGAAAUAACAUUAGUUGAAAUCAGUGUUUACCACAAUAUAUUUUUAACUGCUUCUCAUGAUAACACAUUACUCAUAUGGAGUUAUGAGUUUGGUAGACUGAUGGCCUCUUUUGAACUAGAAUAAGAUUAAGAACCGACUGCUCUUUCUAUAAUAAAUGGAUACAGCAUAAUGAUAAUUGCAACAACAAAGGGUUAUAUAUACUUUAUAAAAUUCACAUUAGUUGAUGAUAAUCUAGAUCUAGAGAUUAUUGCUAACAUUAACAUUAUUAAAUCACUAAUUCUAAGAGGUGAAGCCUUAAAAAAAUUAGUAGCCAAUGAAGUCAAAAGAGCGUUUUAAUUGUAAGAGAAGGAAUCAAGAUAGCUUAAGAUGGAAAAGAAAAAAAUAUAAAUUCAAGAAGAAUAAAUUAAAUAAAAAGGAAAGCCUUAACAAAAUAAUAGUAAUAAACCUAUUAACUUAGCAUAAAUAACUAUGACUGAACUAGUUUCUCAAGGUAACCAAGUAUCUACAACGUAAAUCAAAGAUAAUAAAAUUCAAUAGCGUAGAGAAAGUAAAAUAAAUCCAAAUGAAAUCAAAAAUGUAAAAAAACUAUUGUAGCAAACUGACCUAAAAAAGUCAAAUAUUAACAAAGGAUUGGAGGAUAUUUCAAAAAAAAAAAUAGAUAUUACUGAUUUGUACAAUGAAAAUGAAGUAAAAAUAGAAGGAGAUGAUAAAGAUUUGUUUGAUUUAGGAUUAGCAAAUAAAAUAAUAAAUAAAUCUAAAAGUAUUGACAAAGAAACUAAAAAAGAAUCAAACAUAUACGCCAACAAAAUUAUUUUUGAUUUAUGUAUGGAUUAAGAAAGUAAAAUAAACUUUGAUAAACUUGAUGAUAAAAAUAAAAAUGCUAUUCCAGAAUCUUGUACCUUAAUUAUAGGUGUUAACAAUGGAGAAAUAAGAAAGUACGAUAUUUCUUCUCUCUUCAAGAAAUCUGGCAUAAAAUUAGUGCCUCAUUGCAAGAAUAAAAUGAAUUAUAAUGCAUUUAGAUAGAAUUUUGAAAACUAUACAAAUGCAUUAUCUAACCAUAAGAUUUAAUGUUUCAAAUAAAACAAAAAUAACAUAAUUAAAGAUAUUAUUGUGCUAAAUAAUAUGAAUAGAUCGAGUGCUAUCUUUAAAUUUUAAUAGUCAGUUCUCAAAAUUUCACAAGUGAGAGGAUUAAUUUUAAAUUAAGAUGAUAGUGAAAGACCUUUUGAUCCUUAUUUUAAUUAAAGUAAAAAUAUGAUAGAUCUUAUUCAAGGACACAAAUCAUAAUUGACUAGCUUAGAGUUUAUAAAAAUUCAUAGCUAUUAAAAUGAAAAUAUAAUAACUUGCGGUUCAGAUAAUUAUAUUAAGAUUUGGGGAUUUUUUGGAAAAAUUACGCUUAUUGCAGCAUUCAACAUAUUGCAUCCUCUUCCAAUUAAAUGGGAAUUAAAAGUUGAUUUUGAUCUUAUUUAUAGAAAUAAAAUGUUGUUUGCUAUCCAAUCAAUUGAAGCAGUCAAAGAAAAAUUUAAGAAUAAGAUGGACUUCUCUUUGUUCUAAAAGUUUAACAUCAAAAAUUUAAUAAAUUUUAUUGAGUAAAAAGAAGCCUAAAUACAAAUAUUAAAUCAAUAAAAUCUGCAAGAAAGUAAAAAUAUAAAAACCAAAAAACAAAGUCCUUAAAAAAAUAAUACCAAGAAAAAUAAUGAUGAAAUGCAAUAAAAAUUAAGAUCAGCAUCAUCUCACCUUGCUUUAUAAAAAAGCAAUUUAAAUAUUAAUGAGGAAGAAGAAGAAAAGGUCGAAGAUAGCAGAAAAAUAAUAAAAUUAAUGAAAGAUGAGUAUACUCCUCGUGACUUACUUUUUAAUAAAGUAAAGCAUUUAUAUUAAAAAGAAUUAGUAGGCCCCUCUUUGCAAUAGUUGCAAGAAAUAAAGAGAAUAGAAAAUUCAAAAAACUAAGGUAACUCCUUUUUAGGAACAAAAUUAAGGAGAUCAGAUGAGUACUAGCAGUAUUUAAGUUAAGAAGAAAAAAAUAAAGAACAAAAAUUUAUAUCAGCGUUUUUUCACCCAGAUUAUAGAAAAAAAGUUCUUGAAAAAUUCAAUGAAGCUUACUAUUUAGACAAAGAUCCUUAAAUUUUCUUUCUUGAAAAGAAGUUAGACUCAAUCCUACAAUAAAAACAUUUACAAGAAGCAUAAAUGCAUAAUUUACCAUAAAUUUAAAUUUAAAAUCCUUAGAGUUCUAGUAGAAAUAACUUAGCAAACCUACCUAAUCAAAUGAUAUCACAAUCUACCAACUAAAGAACCAGAUAAAAUUCAGCUAAUCAGCAAUCAUUUUCAAAGAUUUAUUCAGUUUCACCAAAUAGAUAAGUAAUAAAUUAAGUGGGAGAUUAAUAAGGCAUAUUUGUUACAUCUCCAGCCGUAUUAAUAAUAGAUAGUGGAGAUUAGUUGAGUAAUAAAGAAAAAAAUGAUAAAAAUAAAUAAGGACAGCUAACUGUCUAAAUUAGUAGCAAUAAAUUAAGCGAAAACUAAAAUUCUCCAUUACCUUCUGGUUAAGAUGUUUUUGACCAAAAAUAAAAAUCAAAUGUUAAGUUUAACUCAAGCAAUUAAUAGAUUGAAAAUUCAACUGGAUAUGCCACAUUUUAAACUAAUGUUUUAAAAGCAAGAAAUAGUUAAUUAGAGCUACUACCAGGUUCUUAGUAGUUAUAUUAUACAUCAUAAUAUUACAAGUAGAACAAUAAAAAAAUUAAAUCAUAGUCUUAAGAAAAUUUAACUAAACAACUAAAUAUGUACGAAAAACAACCACUCCAAAGUUCCAACUAGUUAAAUUCAUAGUAAAGCAACAGAUAUUAAAAUAUCAAUUAAAACAAAGAUGAUUUUACUUUGAAAAAAGAAGCUAAAGAAAUCUUUAAUUUUAACAAAAAAGUACCUUAAUCAACAACAGAUCAUUUUUAGACUGGAGGUGAAUACCUCAUAAUGAUAAAUUAGUUGGAGAGAAAUCAUGGGAUGAAGUUUAAAUUGUUUGAGAAUUAAGGUAAAAAGUAAUCUCAAACUUAGAGGAAUAGUAUAUCACCCCCACAAAACCAUUAAUCAACAAUAGAAAAAUACAUAACAACACAAAGCUACAAAUAGUCUAUACAAAAUUAAGUAGGCAGCAUGGCUUAAAUAGAUCCUUUCACUAACAACUGUCCUAAAGAAUUCCUUGAAUAUGCCUAAGAAAAGUCACUGAUGAGUUCAUAGUUGCAAGAUAAUUAUAUUAAGUAGUCUAAUUCGUUAACAAAAACUUAAGUAAAGAACUUUUUCCUUAAUCAAAUUGAAAAUGAGGAUGACAGACGUAAAUUUAAAGAUAAAUUUGAAUCAACUUUUGUUUAACAGUAAAGCUAUGUCUAACUAACAAAAACGUAGGAAGAUCAAACUUAACAGCAAAAAUCUGAGUAAAGUCAAUAGAAUUUAAAAACCAAAAUUUCAAAGCCUUAUAUACCAAAUUUAAAUUUAUCUUAAAGUAAUUUGAAUAAUAGCUUAAAAUCAAGUGCUUUGAUAAAUUCAGAUAAAAAGUAAAAUUUUAUGAGUCUAACUCAAAGAGGUAAUAGCUCAAGCAAUGCUAAUGGUUUUGGUUAAGACAUUGAGUCUACUAUUGAUUCAUCUCUCUUUAAUAAUUCUAAACAAACUAAUUUUAGCAAGACUUCAAAAAAGUGUUUCUAGGAUGUUGUAAAAAAUCUAAACAAAAAAUUAAGUAAAUCAAGGAUUAAUCACCACAAAGAAAUAGGAAACAGUAGUUAAUUGCUUAAAUCGUAAUAACUUUUAAAGGAAAAUAAUUCAGUAAAUUUUGCUUAAAAUCAUAAUAUUUAAUAGACAGACGAAUCAAACAGUGGUAGUUAAAUCUAUCCUUUGUUAUCACAUCGUUAUAAAAAAGGAAUUAAUGGUUAUGUGAAUAGCAAUCCCUUUAAUUUACAAAUAAAAUAAAAUCAAGAAAAAUAGUAACAAUUUUUCUAUAAAUGA